This is a messenger RNA of Esox lucius (northern pike), 990 nucleotides long. RefSeq names its product zinc finger B-box domain-containing protein 1-like. The record is from RefSeq and is a predicted model, not a curated record. Gene Ontology annotation, biological process: cilium movement. Lineage: Eukaryota; Metazoa; Chordata; Actinopteri; Esociformes; Esocidae. The transcript is spliced from 7 exons. The coding region runs from base 1 to 963 and encodes 320 amino acids. Gene Ontology annotation, cellular component: motile cilium.
AUGUGCGCAGAAUGUGGGGAGGACUACUGCGUUGGCAGCUUUGCCAAGUUUCACCAGAAGGGGGCUCUGAAGCUCCACAGAAUGAUCCCCAUCCAGACGGAGAUCCAGACCUCGGUCAGCACUCUGGAUGUUGUAAGCCACUUCCAGAGACAGGUCCACCGCAGCCCUAACCCCGAUUCCCAUGCGACUGGGAAAGGAGUGCUGAGGGGGCUGGAGGGAGGAACCCAGGCUAUCCCCGCUGUUGUGAAAUUCCACAAUGCACAUGGAAGCCAGGUUUUAUUUGUCAAUCACUCGGGAGCGCAGGACGAAUUGGACGAACAGGACUACGAUGAUGACCUGGAAAAUGAGGAGGUGGUGGAGAUGUUGACUCCUUCACUGCUGGUAGGAGAGUAUGAUGAGGAGGCAUCAACUUGGUCCUUUCAGGAGGCUCUACGGCAGUGGAGAGGAGACCGAAAAGAUGGAGGAAAGCAAAGAGAGGAAGGAGUGAGUAGAGAGGGAGGAUCGAGAGAACCGAUUUUAGAGAGAGGAGACACAAUUUGGAGACCCCACCAGGCCAGGCCAGUGGAAACGAUGGGGACCCAGGCAGACCUGAGUGAUGCUGGGGAUGAGCGAGGACCUGUGAAGGUGGAGUUCACCCAGUUCAGUGUCAGUUACUUGGAGAGACUGCUCCUCAAGAGACACCGCAGGACGCCGAUCGAAGCUUAUCAACCGCUGGCCUCCCUGGCAUCCCCGCAGACCUCCCCGACGCCCUGGCCCCCGCCAGAGGAAACGACUAACACCCUGACAGCUGAGGAUGAGGAGUUUAGGCGCUACUGUGCCUCGCUGUUUGCUGUGUCGUCCUGUGGUUGCAGUGCUGAACCGAAGCCUUCAUCUGGAUCGUGUCUGAGUAUCAAGGAGCUGGAUAAGACAGUCAGAGAGAGUGGCUUUGUUGCAGAGCCGAAGGCAGAAGACAACACAAAGUAAGAACUUCAUUAAAAAGCCUCCCCACAA